AUGAACCGUGAGAAGAAGAAGAUCAAAAAUACCAAAUAUCAACACCAAUUGCCAUCAUUUGUGAUUUUCCAAAUUAUUUUUGCUAUUACGGAAAAGCUACUCGUGCUUGAACAAGAAGGAAAGUUACCAAAAAUACCAGACAACGAACAAGAUGAAUAUCUUUUUGAUUUGUAUAGACAACGAAAUGAGAAUGGAAACGUCAUUGAAACACUCUUUUUAAAUAACUUGAUGAUCUCUCCUAGAUUUAUGGAACCUGAUCGAUCUAACUAUGCAGAAACUGCUGAUUUCUUACGAGACGAUAUUGGGUUAAGUCAAUUCAUUGAUGUGAAAAUUAAGGAUACCUUUGAAGAAACAAUUCUCAAGUUACACAUGCGUCAAAGUGACGUUCUGUUUUGUAUGGGAAUAUUUGUCAUGGAGCUCAUUUUGAUGAAAAGAGGUGGCUUAUUCUUGAAUCGAGUAAUCUCGACUCCAUACAACGAACCUGUUGUGUGUGAAUUAAUUCUUCAACACAAUAGGCAUAACAUUUAUUUAAUUAGAUUUCUUCUGUCCAUGUUGAGGAUCAAUACUGUAUUCAGAGAUGAAGUGCAGCCAGCACAACAUGACCCAUCCGAAGAACACUCUGAACAGGACAAGUACAUGGUUCCAAGGGUUACCUUAGAAAAUCUAAUCGGAAUUGAAGUAGUUCAUAUUAUCUCAUGUAUUGCUGAGGAUCGAAAAAUCUUUGAGCACUACACACUCAAAUAUUUAUUGAAAUUGUUUGAAAAUCCAUCGUAUGCACCUCUAUUUAACCAAGGAGCAAGAAGCAAAUAUAUCGUCAAAACUAACGAGAAUUCAGAAAAGGAUUUGCUAUGUGCCUUUUUGAGUGGAAUUGCGUUGUAUGGAGUGAAAAAGCUUGAUGAUUGUGUCAAGUAUUUGCUUGCUUCCGUGUUGCAUCCACCAAUCGAAGAAGAUCAAUCUGCUUUAACCAUUCUCCAAGCGAUUAGAGAUGCUCAGAAAGAGCAAGACUUUCAAUUGAAAAAUCAUACUGACAAAUUUAUGGACAUUUCUCAACGUGUAACAGAACGUGUCACAGAAAUUGAAAAGUUGUUGUGCGAUCGCUUGGCUUUCGUACCGUCAGAUGUUGUGGACAUGCACAUCCCCCGAGACAACACUUCACCACACUUUCAACUUCCCUAUUAUUCUCAUGUUGCUUAUUCCUUCCUUGGCAAAGCGUUGGCUGAGGUUAAAAAACUUGACACUGCUCUCUACUAUACUGAAAUUUCCUUGAUUUGCUCAACGUUCAACAACGUCUCAUGCAAAAUCAUUCCAUUUUCAACACAACUGCCGUCUUUACCAAAGCCUACAUUGUUGACAAGUUAG
Molecule: messenger RNA, 1359 nt
Organism: Naegleria lovaniensis
Lineage: Eukaryota; Heterolobosea; Eutetramitea; Acrasida; Naegleriidae
Exons: 1
Coding region: 1-1359 (452 amino acids)
Source: RefSeq, a predicted model, not a curated record